Molecule: messenger RNA, 918 nt
Organism: Erpetoichthys calabaricus (reedfish)
Lineage: Eukaryota; Metazoa; Chordata; Cladistia; Polypteriformes; Polypteridae
Gene: tmem150b
Product: transmembrane protein 150B
Exons: 7
Coding region: 122-796 (224 amino acids)
Source: RefSeq, a predicted model, not a curated record
AGAGAGAGAGAGAGCGAGGGAGAUUAAAAGGAGAAGUCAGGUGGUUUGUUGCUCAGUUUCUUGAAUUGUGUCCUGAGAACGUUGUGCUGCAAUCCUACACCCCAGUGAGACGUUGCUCAACAUGUGGGCCUGGGCACUUCUUCCAGUGUCAUUGUUCCUGCUCGGCACCAUUGGAUUUUGGGCUGUCUAUGGGAUAGCUGUGUCAAAUAAUUCCGUUAAUCUCACUGUUGAGUUUCCUUAUAUCAGUACCUGUGGCUCCUACACACCGCAGAGCUGCUACUUUGCUCAGAUUCUCAAUGUUGGGGCAUUUCUGGUGAUUUGGAUCUGCCUCGUCCGAUACCAACAGAUCAAGGAUUACGAGCGGCAUUCCCGUUUGAACACGGCCAGCCUGGUCCUGGGGUUUAUCAGUGCUAUUGGGAUAAGCGUUGUGGGGAACUUUCAGCAAACUGUCCUGUUGGGGGUCCACAUGUUUGGCGCCUUCUUGGCCUUCUUCAUUGGACUGGCAUACUUCUGGAUUCAGGUCUAUCUCACUUUCAAAGUGAAGCUGAACCACGGUGGAAAGUGGAUUGGGACCACGAGAACCUUCCUUUGCAUCAUUUGUACCAUACUGAUCAUCAGCAUGGCGGUCCUUCACAAAACCGGCUCCCGGAGUGCCGCAGCUGGCUGUGAAUGGCUGGCUGCCAUGACCUUCUUCAUGCUCUUUGCCUCAUUUGCGGUGGAAUUCAGGCACGUGGAACAACACUCCUACCACGUGAUGCACAAAGAAGUCGAUACAACGAUGUCAGUGACACUAUGAAGCUCUACCUCAAGACUCCGGUGACUUUCAAAUGGCACUGGCACAUGCUCAUUGACUUGCACAUCUAUUAAGGUUUCAGUUGUCCUAAGGUUGUAAACCUCAGGGAAACAAAAAAUCGGGAG